CUUGAUCAGCUUUGGCUGCACUGAUAGCAUUUACUGAUAUCCUCUGCGUCAGUUUAUAUGAACUUUCGAGAAUUGUAACGUAUACACGAUUUUUGUGUCAAAUCUCCCGAUAAUUUGUGUUUGACAAUUAUCCGAGAAAACAAGAGCAUGGCUAGCGAAGAAAGUCCGAAGACGACGAGUAAUAAUGAAAUGCCAGUUCCCAAAAUAAGGCACGACUGGUAUCAAACAGAGAGUCAUGUUAUAGUUCCGAUUCUUGCGAAAAGUGCGACGAGCGUCAAAACCGUUUAUGGGAAAAAGACGUUGAGCGUAUCAGCUCUCUUGCCAUCAGGAAGUGAGUACAGCUUGGAGUUGGAUUUAGCUCACGACAUAGUGCCAGAUCAGUGUUCUCAUAAAGUAGAUCCAUCAAAAAUUGAAAUCAAGUUAAAGAAACAAGAUGGGAUUGCAUGGACUAGUUUAGAAGGGAGCCCUGUUGCACAAAACACAGUACAGCCCAUACCUCGAGAAAUUUUACAAGCUAGUAAACAACCAGAGAAACCUGUCGCCCCUGUAAGGAAAGCAAAAGAUUGGAAUAAAGUAGAAAAAGAAAUUGAGAAGCAAGAAGCUGAAGAGAAACCAAUGGGAGAAGCUGCUCUCAAUGCUUUGUUCCAACAGAUAUACGGCAGUGGUUCUGAUGAAGUUAGACGUGCAAUGAACAAAUCUUUUCAAGAAUCUGGUGGUACAGUGUUAAGCACAAAUUGGUCAGAAGUGAGCAAAGCUAAAGUGGAGGUAAAACUGCCUGAUGGUAUGGAAUGGAAGUCUUGGAACACAUAAAGCAGUUCAGGCGAAUGGUAUUUAAAUUGCUUACUAUUUACAUUUUAUUUUUAAUAAAAUAAUUUAUUAAAGGUAAAAAAAAUUAGUUACACGAUUGCCUCCUGAAAUAAUGUACUCGUCCAGUUUAUUAAAUAUACGUACAUAUUUUUCUGACAAAA
Ceratina calcarata is the source of this 968-nucleotide messenger RNA. RefSeq names its product suppressor of G2 allele of skp1 (gene Sgt1). The transcript is spliced from 5 exons. The record is from RefSeq and is a predicted model, not a curated record. Gene Ontology annotation, molecular function: protein-folding chaperone binding. Lineage: Eukaryota; Metazoa; Arthropoda; Insecta; Hymenoptera; Apidae. The coding region runs from base 148 to 810 and encodes 220 amino acids.